Erythranthe guttata (spotted monkey flower) is the source of this 1415-nucleotide messenger RNA. RefSeq names its product putative late blight resistance protein homolog R1A-3. Gene Ontology annotation, molecular function: ADP binding. Gene Ontology annotation, biological process: defense response to other organism. NCBI's taxonomy places the organism in Eukaryota, Viridiplantae, Streptophyta, Magnoliopsida, Lamiales, Phrymaceae. The record is from RefSeq and is a predicted model, not a curated record.
ACUCUAGUAUGUGUAUGAAGAUACUGGAACUUAGCUACUAGCACUUGCCAGCUCAUUUGAAACCGUGCUUUCUUUACUUCGGAGCGUUCCCGGAAGAUAGCGAAAUUCCUGUCGGCAAGUUGACGUCACUUUGGAUAGCGGAAGGAUUUGUACUCGAACAAGGUCAGAAGAGCGCGCGGGAUGUGGCGGAAGGAUAUCUAACGGACCUAGUAGACCGCAGCCUUGUACUAAUAGCCAAAAGUCGAUCGGGAGGAGGAGUCAGAGCUUGUAGUAUUCACGAUCUUCUGCGCGAAUUGUGCUUGAGAAAAGCUAAACAAGAGAACUUUAUGAAUGUAAUCAAAGAUCGAUUUUCAGUGUACGAGAGGAACCAUCGCGUGUGUAUCCCACCUGAAGCCAUCGAUGUAAUUGAAUCAAGACCUUUCGGCCUGCACAUCCGUUCUUGGCUGGGUCACUGGCCAGGUAUCUCAUUCAUUUAUUCAAGAAUGAAACUUCUACGGGUCUUGGAUUUGUCAGCGAAAAAUGAUCCGAUCAAUGUAAGUGGUAUCGAGCAGCUGGUUCACUUGAGGUACUUGGCAGUUAGAGUCGCCGAAGACCACAUACCACCAUCGAUAGGCCGCCUUGAGAACCUUGAUUUUCUUCUUCUCUACGGUCCCGGAAGUGUCGAGAUUACGGAGGAUUUCCUAAAUUUGGUGAAAUUGAGACAUCUGCACAUUGCAGAGCACGCCACAUUCGGCGAAUCUUGCCAUAGACGAGCGGCACUUGCGGAGAAGAGCUUUCAAAUGGACGGCCUCGAAAGCGUUUCCGGUCUUUGGAUUAUUCAUGAAGACGACGAGAAAGUAUUGAGAUGCUGCUUACCCCGUGUUCGCAGACUCAAGUGCGCAACCAAGCCGUUAUGGGACUCGUCGGAGAAGUGCCAUCGUUAUGUCGCGUUGGAUGAUUGCCUUACGAUGCUUGAAUCGCUUAACAUAUCUUACUUAGGCGGUGAGUACUUGAAGUUGCCGGACACUCUUAAUCUCCCAUCCAGCCUAAAGAAACUGACUCUGCACGACUUCAAAUUGUCUCGGGACGAGAUGUCGAUGAUAGGAAGACUGCCGAAGCUCGAGGCUCUAAAGCUGCUCUACACCGUGUUUGAUGGAAAAGAAUGGAAGACCAACGACGACGAGUUCCGGGAGCUCAAAUUCUUGAAACUCGAUGCUCUGAAGAUCCGCAGGUGGAACACAUCUGACGAUCAUUUUCCAAGGCUUCAACGACUCGUUAUGCACAAGUGCUGGAAACUAAAGAAGUUUCCUCGUAGCUUGGGGGAUAUUCCGACGUUGCAGGUCGUUGACAUACAUUCGUGCAGCAAAUCUGUCGCAAAUUCGGCAUUGGAUGUUCAGAGGGAACAACUGGAAUAUGGAAAGGGCUCUUUAUGGUAA